AAGAGCAGGAGAACAGUCAGGCAUUGUUUUCAUCUGUGACAUAUACAUCCAUACAUCAUACAGAAGACUAGCAAAAGGAACCAUUGACAACUUACCUGUUUUCACAUCCUUACAGCGAGGAAUGGGUUCUAGCAAUGAUAUCAAGCCACUUGAUAAAUUAAGACUGUCUUCCCAGACUAACCGGGGGAGUGCUUGGCUUCAACAUGAUCUCUAUAUAUUUCUCGCAUCCUUAUACAUCCUAUCAUGUUGUUCUGCCAUGGACACCAUCGCACCUGGCCAACCACUUGUUGGGAAAGACAGGCUCGUCUCCAGCAACGGCAAGUUUGCACUCGGCUUCUUCGAGAGCGGCAGUAAGUCCUCCCAAAACACCCUGAACUGGUACCUAGGAAUUUGGUUCAACAGAGUUCCAAAAUUAACUCCAGUAUGGGUUGCCAAUGGUGACAACCCACUCACGGAUCACACCUCAUCUGAGCUUACAAUCUCUGAUAAUGGCAACCUUGUCAUAUUGAAUCAAGCCACCAACUCCAUAGUCUGGUCCACACAAGCAAAAACAAUAACCAACAACACAGUAGCUAUACUGCUGAACAGUGGAAACCUCAUCCUACAGAACUCCACAAACUCAUCCAAUGUGUUGUGGCAGAGCUUUGACUACCCCACAGAUACCUUCCUCCCUGGUGCAAAACUUGGUUGGGACAAGGCCACUGGGUUGAACCGCCGUAUUGUUUCAAGGAAGAAUUUGAUCGACCUAGCUCCUGGAAGAUACUCUGAGGAGUUAGAUCCAGGUGGUCCUAAUCAGUACAUCAUUACACUGUUGAACUCCACCAUACCAUAUUGGUUCAGCGGGAUAUGGAACGGCGAAUACUUUCCCUUGGUGCCAGAGAUGUCAGGGGCCCAACUUUUCAAUUUCACAUUUGUCAAUAAUGACCAAGAGAAGUACUUCACAUAUAAUUCACUAGAUGAAACUACAGUUGCCCGUCAUGUAAUGGAUGUCUCAGGUCAAGUAAAAGCAUUCAUUUGGCUUGAGAGCUCACAGGAUUGGUUAAUGAACUACGCUCAACCUAGAGCACGGUGUGAUGUCUAUGCGGGAUGUGGACCUUUCACAAUUUGCAAUGAUAAUGAACUGCCGCACUGCAACUGCAUGAAGGGUUUCUUCAUAAGAUCACCAAAGAAUUGGGACUUAGGUGACCAAACAGAUGGGUGCAUCAGAAAUACUCCUUUAAAUUGUGUGAACACCAAAAGCACAGGUAGUUCAAUUGACAAGUUCUAUUCUAUACAGUGCGUCAGGCUACCUCAUAAUGCCUACAACAUAGAAGCUGCUACCAGUGCAGGUAAAUGUGAAACAGUAUGCUUAAGUAAUUGCUCUUGCACUGCAUAUUCUUAUGGCAAUGGUGGCUGCUUUGUCUGGCACAAUGAAUUACUCAAUGUAAAACAGCAGCAGUGUGAUGACACAACUAAUAUUAAUGGAGGAACUCUGUACCUUCGCCUUGCUGCGAAAGAGGAGCAAAGUCGGAAAAAACACGUAAGAGGAAAGACAAUUGCCAUUAGCCUUGGUGUAAGCUCUGCCAUCAUGUUUUCUCUAGCACUUGUAUUAAUGAUUUGGUGGAACAAGAAGAAGAGGUACAGCUUCACAUUGAACAAUGCUCAAGGUGGUAAUGGAAUUAUUCCAUUUACAUAUACUGAUUUGCAGCGUGCAACUAAGAGCUUCUCAGAAAAGCUGGGAGAAGGUGGCUUCGGUUCCGUAUUCAAGGGCUUUCUAAGCGAUUCAACCAUAGCAGUGAAAAGGCUUGAUAGAGUGCACCAAGGAGAGAAACAGUUCAGAGCUGAAGUUAGCUCACUUGGACUUAUCCAACAUAUAAAUUUAAUUAAGCUAAUUGGAUUCUGCUGCAGCAGUAAUAACAGAUAUCUUGUCUAUGAAUAUAUGCCAAAUCAUUCCCUUGACAAACACCUAUUCCCAAGCAAUGCUAAUAUCUUGAAUUGGGAUACUAGGUACCAAAUAGCACUAGGCGUUGCUAGAGGACUAGCUUAUUUGCAUGAGAGCUGUCGAGACUGCAUUAUACACUGUGAUGUUAAACCUGAAAACAUACUUCUCGAUGAAUUGUUUAUUCCCAAAAUCGCAGAUUUUGGAAUGGCAAAGUUUUUACAAAGGGAUUUCAGCCGAGCAUUGACUACAAUGAGAGGAACCAUAGGAUAUCUUGCACCUGAAUGGAUCAGUGGAGUGGCCAUCACACCAAAAGUAGAUGUUUACAGCUAUGGAAUGCUUUUGUUCGAAAUUAUUUCAGGGAGGAGGAACUCACAUGGAGAACAUACUGCUACUGGUGAUGAUUAUACUUAUUUCCCUGUGCAAGUCGCACGUAAGCUUCUUGUGGGAGAUGUCGCAAGCAUGGUGGAUCAUAAGUUACAUGGUGAUGUCAAUCUAAAGGAAGUUGAAAGAGCUUUUAAGGUUGCAUGUUGGUGCAUUCAAGACAAAGAAGUUGAUCGACCAAUGAUGGGUGAAGUGGUUAAAAUUCUUGAGGGUUUAAUAGAACUUGCCAUGCCUCCAAUGCCAAGACUACUUCAAGCUAUUGCAGGAGGCUCUUAUGCAGUGUAAGUCUAGUCUUUGUUUACCGAAAAUAUUUCAACUUAAGGAGUUGCCAAAUUUUUCUUCAGUAGAGAUACAAUUACAGUUUAUCAUUAUUGUAUAAUGAGCGUAAGAUAAUAGAUUUAUGCCAAUUACUGGAAUCACUAUAUCAGGUACUUAGUACCAUUGAUCAUGCAAUUAACGAAAAGGUUAUGUGACUAUCCU
Messenger RNA from Panicum hallii, 2782 nucleotides. Its product is annotated as G-type lectin S-receptor-like serine/threonine-protein kinase At2g19130. Gene Ontology annotation, biological process: protein phosphorylation; recognition of pollen. The transcript has 2 exons. The record is from RefSeq and is a predicted model, not a curated record. Lineage: Eukaryota; Viridiplantae; Streptophyta; Magnoliopsida; Poales; Poaceae. Bases 122 to 2587 code for a protein of 821 amino acids. Gene Ontology annotation, molecular function: ATP binding; protein serine/threonine kinase activity.